AUCAAUGAGAAAGGCCGAGCGAGUGAUUUGGAAGCGAAGUCUGGACAAAGAUUGAGAAAAAUAUAUAAAAACUAUUUGGAAUUUCAUAAUUUUUCUGUAAAAUUUGAAUAAAGAAUCCUAGCGAGAGAUGGCUGAAAAAGACAGUCGUGAACAGCAAGAUGCAGGAAGCAAGCGAGACGAGUCCCCAUCUCCCCUCCAAAUACCUGCUAUUACAGGAGAAGAGAAGGAUGUAUCCACUGCUGCCCAUAGCCACUUUGAGGCAGGAAACUAUAACGGCUGUGUGGAACAGGUCCGUAAACUGGCCAACAUGCGUCCCACGGAUCCUAAGGUGCAGCACAACCUUGCGGUAGCGCUCUUCUACCAGUCGGGUUGUAGGAAAGUCGAUGAGUACAGACGUAGUCUGGGCAACGUUUGCAGCCAGGUUCAUGUGGAUCUUGAACAGAUUGAAUCCUUGGAGGAUGCUGACCAGGCCAUAUUCUUCUUCAACAAUGCUGUGCUACUCCAUCAUCUCCGACAGCAUCACCAAGCCAUCCGUGUCUUGGAGAAACUCUUCCAGGUCAUUGAGCCACUGGAAGAGUGGUUGGCUGUGCGUAUCUUGCUCCUUCUGAUUGAGAGCUACCUUAUUACUCAUCAGCCUGACAAGGCCCUGGCAACCCUGGUCUACCUGGAGAAAUUAAUGCAGACCAGUGAGGCAAAGAAAGAGGCUGCAGAAAAGGGGAAAGACAGCAGCAAAGAUGAGGAGCAUAGACCUGUUGAUACUGAGAAAGUAAAGGCCAAAAUACACCAGUUCAAAACAAAGUGUUACCUUCAACUGAAACAUCUCAAGUUCUGUAAAAGGGAAAUCAAGUCUGUCAAGACUGUCAUGAACUCAAAUGGAGCACAGCAGUCCCCCAUCACGCUCUUCCUGAAGGCUAACUUUGAGUUUGAGCGGCAGAACAACCGCAAGGCCAUCAAGCUCCUGAACAGCUCUCCCGAGGGUCUGGACUAUAACCAGAUGGGCCAGUGCAUCCCUGUCAUGUACUACAACAACCUGGUCGCUAUCCACUAUGCCAUGCAUAAGUACCACCUGGGUGCCCACUAUGCCAGGAGAGCCCUGCAGGAGAAUGCCUCGGCUAUCAAGGAGCUACCGAAGAAGUCUGGUCGUACAAUCCAGACACUUGGUAUGAAUCACCAUCAUGAACUCCUCUACAACACGGGCAUCGUUCUUCUACAUGCAGGGCGCCCUCUGGCAGCCUUUGACUGUCUGGUGGAAGCCGUGCAGGUCUUCCCUACCAACCCAAGGCUCUGGUUACGACUGGCUGAGUGCUGCAUCGCUGCCAACAAGACGGCGGGAGAAGGAGAGACCAAGGGUGGUAGCAAGCAAGGUAUUAUCCACAGUACCGUGGGAACGGGAUCUCAUCGCAAGUUCAUCCUCUCUCCCGGGGGUCUGGACACCAACUAUGGGUCUGAUAUCCAGCCAGCAGCCAUGCCUGUGGCUUCCCUGGAGUUUGCUUCUCUGUGCCUGAGUAACGCCCUUUCCCUUCUGCCGGAGAAACCUGGUAGUCUACCGACCACGCCCAUCUCAUCACAGAACAGUGUUGGUAGUGAGGCAUCUGACACAGCAAGUAAGCAGACCGGCCCUGCCUCCAUCCCGGCCCCGCCCGGCCCGUCUCUUAAACCCACUGAGGUUUCCAGUCUACGCUGUUCGGUGAUGGCUGCCACUGCCUACGUCAGUCUAUCGCUUGGUGAUGAUGUCACGGCACUGGAGAAUGCCAGGGCAUUGAUGGCUCAACCCAAGAUCUCUGGCUCACUACAAUUCCUGGCCCGUAUGUAUGCUGCUGAGGCUCUGCUGAAGCAUGAUCAGAUAGGAGAGGCAAUCCAACUGUUGAACCCCGAGAGUGUAUGUGAUGUAUCUGUUCUGAUCACACCCACCCCUGACUUUGGGGAGAACAAGGAUCGAGACCGGAACGAGAAGAGCAAUAACCACGAUGGUGGAAGUGGUGGAGGAGGAGGGGGUAAUAACAACGCAGGAGACCCUAACGAGGGGACAGAACCUCGUAAGGUCAUCCAUCAGUACUACCCAGCAUCCAUCCAGGUUGCCAGGGCUCACAUGUUCUUUAACCUGGCUACUACACAUGUGUUCAGGAGCGAGUGGGACAAGGCUAGGAGGUGUCUUCAACAGGGUUGUAGCAUGGUACCAGUCCAUGACAUUCCCAAGCAAGCCCUCUAUACUGCUAUCUACCUGGAGUUACAUACUGGAAACUACUCUAUGGCGCUUCAGAUGGUCAAGAAGCAGCAGAUGAUCCCGUACAUCAAGAUCACACCUGUUCCUUUCAUUGAACCGAUCAAUAAACCUCCACCAGCUUCCAGCAGCACCCCAUCAAGCUUCCCUGCCCCCAUAGGGCCACCCACUACCUCCCGGCCCUCGGGGUUCGGUCUCCCCACCCCGAUAGGUGGGGGCAAACCCAGUGCCAACACGUGGAGAUGAACGGGCCAUUUUCCUCCCAUCGUCGAGGGCUCUAUAAUAGUUGCCCCGUAUUAAUUAUUCUAUUACCAAUUUCUAUUUUCUUUAUCGUCUACAUUCUAUCUGCAGUUGACGCUUCUAUUUUUGUGUUUUCAAUUUAUUGCAAAUUAUAUAUACCUCUGUGACUUGCUUGCAUCUUAAGCUUAUAUAUUAUCUGGAAAUUAAUGUGUUUAUUACCAUGAAUUAUUGUUGAUUUCUGCCGCUAUAGCCCAUAGAUCUUAUACAGUGUUUGGAAACCUCCUCUGAUAAAAGCUGUAACAAAACAAAGCCAAUUUAGUACUACCGCACCUGGUGUCCAUUAACAAGACAUUAAAUGCUGUGAUCAAGAUUUUUAACCUUAUAGCAACAAUUAUUCCAUAUUUUUGGGGUUAGGCUCAAUAACUUUUCAUUCUUAAUUAUCCAAAAGAAAGACAUUCAUCAACAGAGUAAAAAAAGGCUCUUGUACCUGACAUCCUCAGGACUUAAGCAAGAAUGAAUUGGAUUCUGUACAAACUUAUUGUGAAAUUGUUACCACAACUGGCAUUUAUCUUUUAAGUAAUAGUAAAAAUUAUAAUAGUGGUUACUCGUUACAAAUUACUGCACAGCCAAGUCCACCUUUCAGUGCUCACGAGCAAUAAGUUAAGAAAUAGAAAUAAGAAUAGAAAUUUAUGCACCAUGAUGGGGUACUAAAUGAAGUCCUGACCAGAAGUAUACAGACAAGAAUUUCAAUUAC
Messenger RNA from Lytechinus variegatus (green sea urchin), 3215 nucleotides. Its product is annotated as CCR4-NOT transcription complex subunit 10-like. The record is from RefSeq and is a predicted model, not a curated record. The coding region runs from base 128 to 2467 and encodes 779 amino acids. Lineage: Eukaryota; Metazoa; Echinodermata; Echinoidea; Temnopleuroida; Toxopneustidae. Gene Ontology annotation, biological process: negative regulation of translation; mRNA catabolic process. Gene Ontology annotation, molecular function: protein binding. The transcript has 15 exons. Gene Ontology annotation, cellular component: CCR4-NOT complex.